GAGAACGUGGAACUCCUGUAACCCGGCACCCAUGCACUAGUAAGGUCCCAUACCAGUCUCACUUGUCUACAGACACAGAGAGUUUGGGAUGUUCUCUUGUUUUCCCAGUUACCAGGGCUCUGGAUACCAGAAACCCCAGUGCACAGGAUUAUUCGGAUGUUGGAGAGGUGUCCUUCACCCACACUGGCGAUGCCUCAGGAUGUUUUCCAGGAGGUGACAUAAGUUUCAGGGAAAGGGGGAACACGUGAGGUGCUCCUGUCCUGGACUGGAGGAGGUUGGAUGGCAGUGGACGACCUGGUGGACCCAUCAUGGCCAUGCAGAUGUCAUGCAGGGAAGGAGGCAAAAGGGAUCUCUGAGGUGCCUUUAACCUAUAACAGGUUUAAUCCAAGGCCCUCAAACCAUGUUGCUUCUCCUCCUUGAGGGAGAUGUGUGCACACUGCGGUGUGUAUAUCUGCAAUGAAUUCACACGGGUCUGAGGACAAGUGAAAGCAAGCAGACAUGGCUUUGAGGACUCCUGCCUGCAUGCUGGGCACUGUCUUUACAGAGCCACACGUCAGAGAUGGAGGAGAAGGUGAAUGAUGAGAGCCCCUGCUCUACUUCCUUGAAGGACAGGAGGAAGCCCCAUGCCAUUAGCAGGAUGCCCCCCCUGGCUCAGGGUGAGUGAAGGUACCAGGGAAACACGACACGCACAGCCCAGAGGCAGUGCAAAGAAUCCCAGGGCACAGAAAACACACAGUUACUCCCCUGGUAUCUCUCGUAGACUCCUGAUCCCAGAUGAACCUGGAACCCCAUGUGUUCCCCAAACAUGCCCUCGUGGCCCAGCCCCUGCCAUGGCCAGAUGCAACAUCACUCUCCACUUAUUUGUAGGAAUAUCAGAAAAGAGGUGUGAAACCAUUUCACGUCCCAUUCUGUUUAGAAUAUAUUGCCAUUGUCGUACAUGUUUCCUCAAUGACUGUUCCCAGGUGUCCCGGUUCGCCUGACCAUCCUUCCACACCUUCCCCACAUCUGACACAUGUUCAUGAUGAGCAGGGAGAUUUUUACCCAAAGGACAUGGGACUCACUGUAUUAUGUCUACUGCUCUGCACUUUGGUUGCCAAGCAACACGUCCCUAGGGCCCUCCAGAUCAGGAGCAAGGACCUUACUACCUUACAACAUUCUGGAAAUGAGACCACUUACCUCACCCAUUCAGCCCUUCACAAAUGCGGGACUGUUACAUGAUUCCCUUCUGUUGCCAUGUCACAGUGCUGCACUGAACAUCCUACAUGUCCUAUUAUCCUGAUCCAACCUCUGCCAGGUAAUGUCCCUGUCUUCUGAUCCCUAGAAUGGACUGUGGUGUUAGAAAUCACAAAGACAGGGGCGCCUGGAUGGCUCAGUCGGUUAAGCCGCCGACUUCGGCUCAGGUCAUGAUCUCGCGGUCCGUGAGUUCAAGCCCCGCAUCGGGUUCUGUGCUGACAGCUCAGAGCCUGGAGCCUGUUUCAGAUUCUGUGUCUCCCUCUCUCUGACCCUCCCCCAUUCAUGCUCUGUCUCUCUCUGUCUCAAAAAUAAAUAAACGUUAAAAAAAAAAAAAGAAAUCACAAAGACAAUGCUGUUAAUGCAGGGAGGUGCUGUCCAUACUCAUCUAACAAUCUGACCUCAGAUCCUAACGUGUUCAGCCAUUCCCCACCUCAAAUUCUCACGUGAAUGCCAAGAUCCUUUUUCCUACUGUGUGCACCAGGUCUCACUCUUUCGACAAGUCACUGAGGGCUGGCGGGUUUGGUCUGCAUUCUGGACCCCAACCCUCCUGAUGUCCAUGGUGCUGUGUCUGACUUUGUGUCCCUCCUCUGUUCUAUCUCGGGGUAAAAAGGCCGCACCCGUGAACGAGAAUGAGAACUGUGUGGAGUGGACCAUCAAUGCAGGCCUGCUGAAGCAGUGAGUGGAGCACCUGGUGCCCGCCUUCCUGUGGAGAGACCCCACCUGCUUCUUCACAUUCUUGGGCACGUACAGAGCUUUUGCUACCACCCAACAGGUCCUGGAACUAUUGCUUAUGAGAUAUGGCUGCUUCCUUCCUGAGACUGAGGAAGAUGAUGGACCCCGGGAGCAGGAGAAAAUGGCCAUCUCCUCCAUUCUGGGCACCUGGCUGGACCAUUACCCUGAGGACUUUUUCCAGCCCCCAGAUUUCAUCAGCCUGCAGAUGCUGCGGGCAUAUAUAGGGGUCCACAUGCCAGGCUCCGAGCUGCAGCGCCAUGACUGCCUUCUCUACUCAUCACGGAGAAACCAUGAGCCCAAUGAGCCAGAAUCUCUGGCUAUGGCACCAGCUCCAGAGCAAGAUCCAGACGUCCCUCAGGAGCUAGCCCCCGCUAUCUCUGUGGUGCCCACUGCAGCUUCGCAGCCCAGGCUGCCUGCAGCCACCACUCAUCCUGGAGCUCAGCAAUUAGAAUUGGUGACCCUCCCUGCAGAGUCACCAAGAGUACAGGUGGUAGUCCCAGCUCUGAUUCACUGUCAGGAGCUGGAAGAGACACCUGCCCCUUUGGUGGACCCAACCCAGACUCUGAGCAGCCUCCAGCCCCAGCUGGCGGGGUCACGGAAGGGCUGGAGCAACCACCUGCUGCAGCUGAGCAACCAGCCUCGGCUCCCGAGCAGUGGCGCAUGUUGGCUGCAGCCCCAAAGGAUGCCCUGAUCCUGUCAUUGCGUUCUUUGUAAUUUUUGUGGUUUGUAUAGAGAUAUUUACUGUCCUUACAUAUUGUUUUGCAAAUAAAACAUAAAUUAACUUCAAAAGAAUUUACUCUGAUCCUUUCAAAUUACAAAUUCAAGUGUCAUUACGUACAUUCACAGGAUUUUACACCCGUGACCACUAUGUACUCCUAGAACAUUUCCAUCACAGAGACACAUGUACUACUAAUCACCCACGGCUCAUUCCCUCACCCCAGUCUCUGCAACCACUGAUAUCGGUUUCUGCUGCUUUAGCUCCUCCAAAAUUUUCAGGUGUGUGCAAACACACAACAUUGCCUGUUGUGUCUGGCUACAUAACAUGAGAGUGAUUAGUAAUUGGUUAAAUAUUCAAUGAAACUAAGAUUUUUAUGACAGAGGAAUAUUCCCCACAGAACAAAGAUUAUGUCAAGCUCCUCCUUGAAAUAUCUUCAUUAUCUGGCAUGG
Felis catus (domestic cat) is the source of this 3132-nucleotide messenger RNA. Its product is annotated as ral guanine nucleotide dissociation stimulator-like. The transcript has 5 exons. NCBI's taxonomy places the organism in Eukaryota, Metazoa, Chordata, Mammalia, Carnivora, Felidae. Bases 2024 to 2656 code for a protein of 210 amino acids. The record is from RefSeq and is a predicted model, not a curated record.